AAAACCGCGAAUUAAAAUACCAAAAACUAUUAUCGAUAGUAGACCAUAAGUUUAAGGCAGCCCUAGUUGCUGUUUGACUUUACUAACGAUAAUAUAAGUUAAAGAGUUGCAGCCCUAGCUGUGCCGGCUAAAUUUUGUUUGCUUAUUGGUUUAUGGAAACUAGUGCCUGGAAAAAUGGGUCUUCUUUCGGAUCCGUCAUUAUCGACACAUAACAAGCUGGUGGACAAUCUGGCAAAGCAUAUGCGCAAGCUCUGCUAUGCUUUCUACACAGCGGGCGUGGUCUGGUUUAUGUGCCUCGCCCUGCCGGAAUUCAAUCAUGGAACUUACUUAUCAGAGAAUGCCCUAUCUCCAGGUUUGGUGUAUCCCGAGAUACGCAUAGAUGCCAAUCGAUUGGCCGUCCAGAUGCUAGAGGAGUUACAACGCGAACGUAAGGACCAUCAGGCCACAACGCCGCAUGCCUGGAUUCUGGCCAAGCUAAAUGAGUUUGGCUUGGAGACACAUACCCACAACUAUACGCUACGCUAUCCGUUCGGCGGCGGCAAGGAAUUCCAUGGCAAGAAUAUCUACGGAAUUUUGCGUGCGCCGCGCAUCGGUUCCACAGAAGGUAUAGUUUUCUCGGCGCCAUAUCGUCCACCGAACUCGGUGCAUGUUGACAUAACGCCUAGCGUGCCAGUAUUAUUAGCAUUUGCGGAGUUUGCAAGGCGAAAAAAUUAUUGGGCCAAGGAUUUGAUAUUCCUGGUCACCGAGCAGGAGCAGCUCGGAAUGCAGGCCUGGCUAGAGGCCUACCAUGACGGUGAUAAAGAAGGAGACAAUAGCAAUUCGUACCUGUUGGCUGGGAAUCUGCCUGCUCGCGCUGGCUCGCUGCAAGCAGCUUUAAACAUCGAAGUGCAAGACUUGGAGAUUGACUAUAUUGAUGUCAAAAUCGAGGGCUUGAAUGGCAAACUGCCUAAUCUGGAUAUGUUUAAUUUGGUGCAGCGCAUCAUGGCUCGCGAGGGCGUUACCUCGGGGUAUAAGCAGACGCCUCGUAAGAAGCGUCGCUCCAACUUCUCCACUUAUGAGCAGAACUUACGCCAAAUGCUGGCCAUGCUGUCGACGCAAUCAUCAGGCGUGCCCAAUGGUAAUCAUGGACUGUUCCAUCGCUAUCGCAUCGAUGCACUGACCAUAUCCGCUGCCAAGCGUGUUACCAACUCCAAUGUCAAGUCCAAUCCGAGUUCAGCUGCCGUGCCGCUCUUAAAGGCAAUCGAGGGCAUUGCUCGCAGCCUGAACAAUUUGCUGGAACGCUUUCAUCAAAGUUUCUUCUUCUAUGUGAUUGUGCACAACGAUCGUUAUAUAUCCAUUGGCGAUUAUAUGCCCGCUCUAGUGGCGCUUAUCGCCUGUAGCUUUCUCAAGGCGUAUCUUACUUGGUCCACAUUGGAUGUCAUAGAACGUCGUCCACAGCAGGACGGAGACGUAGCUGAAGGGUAUCUUGGACCAGCUAUGCAGUCGAUGAAGCUGAGCUUGCCUUAUGGCGUGGUAUUACUCUAUUUGGCUCUGGCGCUGUUCAUCGGCUAUGUGGGCAAUGUGCUGCCGCUGCAGAAAUACUUUAUGGAACUGCCAUUGGGCGCUGGACCGCUAACUGGCUCCAUACUGGUUGCACUUAAUCUGAUUGGGCUUGUGCUGCCGUUCGUUGUGGUGCUGCCGGCCGGCGGACUAGAGCUGCUGCACAUCAGCCUGCUGCUCAUCUAUGGCUGUGCUCUGAUUGUCAUUGGACUGCUCAACUUCUCGCUGGGCUUCUUUGUAGCGGUGCUAUCGGUGCCCAUGGUCGUUGCUCUGAACACAGGCAAAAUGAACCGCACAUUGCGCGGCUUGACGCGUCUGUGGACAUUGCUUUUGAACCCGCUGGUGGUCAUCUAUACCAUCAUCCUGAUCAUGAGCUUCUAUCAAUUUCCCGAGCUGACAUUCCAACAGCUGCUGCUGCGUGCCGCCUCCGCUGCCAUGGAUGCGGUUACCUUUGCGCUUAUCGAUUCAGUGAUUUAUGGCAAUUGGCUUUACUUUGCCAUUUGCACUGUAUUCUUGCCCCUUUGGAUCAUUUGUUGGACUCUGGCGCUGGCAAAGCGUAGCGACAAUAAGAUUUCACAAACUAAACUGAAAGCAAAUUGAUCCGCCUUUUUUUAUUUCAAAAUCCAUGUUCGAUCUAUGGUAACCUCUAAUAAAUAAAUUAUGUAUGUUCAACCGCAUGCAUAAAUAGUUAAUGAGCUGUUUGCCUGAAGCGAUAUGUAAUACUUUAGGAAUCUAU
Drosophila hydei is the source of this 2275-nucleotide messenger RNA. It is a transcript of the gene GAA1, whose product is annotated as glycosylphosphatidylinositol anchor attachment 1 protein. Gene Ontology annotation, cellular component: membrane; GPI-anchor transamidase complex. The transcript is spliced from 5 exons. Gene Ontology annotation, biological process: attachment of GPI anchor to protein. The record is from RefSeq and is a predicted model, not a curated record. Lineage: Eukaryota; Metazoa; Arthropoda; Insecta; Diptera; Drosophilidae. Bases 175 to 2139 code for a protein of 654 amino acids.